This is a messenger RNA of Cooperia oncophora, 327 nucleotides long. Lineage: Eukaryota; Metazoa; Nematoda; Chromadorea; Rhabditida; Trichostrongylidae. The record is from the annotation of a GenBank genome assembly.
AUGAUGAAAGGGGGAAGAGAAGGAAAUUUGGAGGAGUCAAGGGUUCUAGCUACGGCGCGGUAUAACUGUUUAAAAACUAAGCGAGAAGAGAUCGAUAGGUUCCUGAAGGAUCAUGCUAAUGAGGAUCUCGGAAACUACAUCAGCGAACUAAGAUGUUUCGCGCGCUCGAAUGGAGGGCUCGUACUCGACGAGUACCGUGCCAAAAUAUGGCCAGUACUGGCCCGACGACUUGUACAGUCUGAUGAAGACGAAGAUAUUGAUUAUGAUUCAAUUUCAUCUGUUUCUGAUUCCAUUUCGGUGAAGUCAUCGUCGACUCAAGACACAACU